Messenger RNA from Asparagus officinalis (garden asparagus), 988 nucleotides. RefSeq lists its product as uncharacterized. Gene Ontology annotation, molecular function: protein binding. The transcript has 9 exons. NCBI's taxonomy places the organism in Eukaryota, Viridiplantae, Streptophyta, Magnoliopsida, Asparagales, Asparagaceae. Gene Ontology annotation, cellular component: chloroplast. Bases 89 to 862 code for a protein of 257 amino acids. The record is from RefSeq and is a predicted model, not a curated record.
UUUCCAUAUCCGCAUUCAAAUCACAAGACAGCUACAAAAUCUACAACAAAAAAUUUAAUCUUAAAAAAAAAAUUUAAUUUCCUCAACAAUGCAAUCCUCCCAUUCCCUCUCAUUAUCCCCUCCCUCUCCCUGUAGAAUUCCAACCACCUCGAAACCCUCAAUCCCCAGCCUCACCCCGCUCACUCCCCGCCCAAGACCCGAUGACCUUUACCGUGCUCCCCUUGCGCUGCCCCGCAGGCUCAUCUUACCGGCCGCCUCCUCCAUCUGGGACGCCAUCGCCGGCGCCAACCCCGCACGUGACGCCUCCGCCGCGGUCCGACGGGGGAUGCAGCUCUUUCGUCAGGGUGAUGUCAGCGGAUCGUUGGUGGAGUUUGAUCGAGCCAUUGAGCUGGAUCCCCGACAGAAGGCUUAUCUUUGGCAGAGGGGGUUGUCCCUCUACUAUCUGGACAGAUUUGAAGAAGGAGCAGAGCAGUUCAGGCUGGACGUCGCAGCAAAUCCGAACGAUACAGAAGAGUCGAUUUGGUGCUUCCUGUGUGAGGCUCGGGUGUACGGAGUCGAAGAAGCUAGGAAGCGGUUCUUAGAGGUUGGACGAGAUCCGAGGCCUGUUAUGCGAGAAGCCUAUGAUAUGUUCAGAGAUGGCGGUGAUCCGGAAAAGCUCGUCUCGGGGUUUGUGGAUGGCCGAGACGACGAACGCUUUUAUGCCUCCCUCUAUGCUGGUCUUUGUUACGAGUCUCAGAAUAUUGAGGGAGCAAAGCUUCAUAUAAUUGCUGCGUGCAGAUCUCCAUACGGAUCAAGGUCGCAUGAUUACAUGGCAUAUCUUGCAAGAGUUCAUUGUUCCUGUCGAAACUGGAGCGUCAGCUAAUCAAAUUAUAUUUGUAAAGCAUAUGGCAAGUCCAAGCCCACUGCCAUUAUAGCCUUUAUCGGCUCCAUUUGGGGUAUGUGCAAAUUUGGUGAAGACAUGCGGCAAGUCUUGUGGGCUAAUUCCAAA